AUGCCGCUACCUGAAAUGCCGCGGAUCUUGUAUGGGACUGCAUGGAAAGAGGUGAAAACCACCGAACUUGUUCGCAUUGCGUUUCAUAUGGGGUUUCGUGGCGUGGAUACUGCAGCUCAGCGAAAACACUAUAGAGAGGACUUGGUAGGCCUUGGUCUGCAACAAGCCUGUAAGGAGCUGGGGCUGCAUAGGCAUGAUAUCUGGAUCCAAACAAAAUUCACGCCAAUGAGCGGUCAAGACCCUACAGGGUUUCUUCCAUACGACCCCCAGGCCAAUGUGGCCGAUCAAGUCUGUGAGAGUUUUAUCAACAGCUUGCGUUACCUUCAUCCAGAUGCUACCAUUCCUAAUGUUCGUUCUCUACUGGCCAAGUACGCUGUGCGAGCCAAGCGCGAUACCGAGGAACGAGAAGAAGCGCCUCUGCAGGAGGUCUAUCUCGACAGCUAUGUAAUGCACUCACCUAUGAACAAUUUGCAAAGCACACUACAAGCCUGGGCAGUCAUGGAGGCCCUGGUCGAUGCGGGCCUAGUUCGGUAUAUUGGUUUCAGCAAUAUUCGCCAUCUUGUUUGA
This is a messenger RNA of Malassezia pachydermatis, 567 nucleotides long. Its product is annotated as aldo keto reductase. The transcript is spliced from 3 exons. Lineage: Eukaryota; Fungi; Basidiomycota; Malasseziomycetes; Malasseziales; Malasseziaceae. Gene Ontology annotation, molecular function: aldose reductase (NADPH) activity. The coding region runs from base 1 to 567 and encodes 188 amino acids. Gene Ontology annotation, cellular component: cytosol. The record is from RefSeq and is a predicted model, not a curated record.